AUGCACCAGGAAGUAGUAGAUAACAUUUUUGCACAAGAUUCUUUCUGGAAAGAUGUUGAAUCUCUUUCAUCAAUUCUCCAAGAGGCUUCGUCGUUGUUUCUCACUCACCAUCAAGAUAAGAAAUGGAUCAAGAAGAAUCCUUCUGAUGAUCUAUCUACCUUUCAGAGUAGUUGGAUAUGGAGAGCUAUUUGCAAGUUGAGGUCGGAGGCGAGGCCUUUGCUGCUUUGUGAAGUGGGGUCUGGGAUCACUGCUAGCUUUUGGCAGGACAAUUGGACUAAUGCUGGCCCCCUUAUUGAGUUGGUAGGUGAAAGAGGUCCUCUAGUGACAGGUUUGAGCAUUGAUGCAGUUGUGGCAGAUGCUUUAACAAGCGAUGGCUGGUGGCUGGAUCGGAGUAGGAGCAGAAGCCUGGUAAUCACUUUGCUAAGGGCGUGUUUGCCUAAUGCACAAGAGAUUCUAGCCUCUGAAGUGGAUGAUAGGUAUGUUUGGUUUCCGGUGAGGGUAGAGAGAACGGCACUUUCUCAGCUACUGAAACUUGGAAAGCGUUGUAUCACUCUCCUUUACAAGUUCCCUGGCACAAGGCAGUGUGGUUUGCAGGAAGGAUACCGAAGCACGCAUUCAUCACAUGGAUCGCGGCUCGGAAUAGAAUGCAACCAAGUCUGGUCGUUUUUUGUUUCACGAUUGCAUUUGUCGCCGCCAGUAGCUUUUGAGGAGGUAUUGAUCUGGCUGAAAGCGCCAUCACAUGAUGAUAAUGUUACUCUCAUUAUUCGACUCAUUUAUCAAGCGGUCUUGUACUUACUCUGGAAGGAAAGAAAUAAGAGAAUUCAUACAGCAGUUGAAAAGCCUCCAGUAGCUAUUAUAGCAGAAAUUCAGCAGCUUAUUAAACUCAGGUUGGAUCCUCUGGCUAGAAGACAGGUUUUUGAGUUGGACUCGUUUGGGUCUGAACUCGUUUUGUAG
This is a messenger RNA of Raphanus sativus (radish), 954 nucleotides long. RefSeq lists its product as uncharacterized. NCBI's taxonomy places the organism in Eukaryota, Viridiplantae, Streptophyta, Magnoliopsida, Brassicales, Brassicaceae. The transcript is spliced from 5 exons. The record is from RefSeq and is a predicted model, not a curated record. The coding region runs from base 1 to 954 and encodes 317 amino acids.